AUGACCAAAUCGACAAAGCUUCGGCAUUGUAAACAAAAAAAGAAGAAGCCGGAGAAGGCUGAGAAAUCGAAAACGCCGAUCGUGAUCACUGAGAAACCGUCGUUUGAAGACGUGGCAAUCACGUCAUCUACCACUGAUGGACUUCUCGGAUCAACCGACAGCGGAGGCUCGCGGAGCAAAUCUCGGAAUCGAAAACUUGGUGGACUUUGCUGUUGUACCGCCCAGACCGCCACUCUAUCUCCGAUUGAGCCAACGGAUUAUGGUGGUAUCGCUUCAACCAACAACAACGGCAUGAUUGGCAGUCUGUGCCGUGACAGUCGAGCACCGUCACGAAACUCCAGAAGCGGGUCAUCCAGAAGUCAGCAGGCAAAACAUCAACCGAUUGAUCCAGAUGAACCAUCGACAAGUGGGACUACAGACCGGAGACCUUCCACUCAUUUUAUGUUGGAUCUACCUGUGGUUUCGACUAGAUGUAAGUCUUGUUUGGAAAAAACUUCUGAUUUGGUUCUGGGAUGGUUUGAUGAUGUUCUGAUGGUUUCUGAUAUCAAAUCUAAUCUGGUUUAUCAAUCCAAAAAUAGUCAGAAACGGUGUUAUUCAUCCUCCAAAAUUUUUCAUCGAUUUCCAUAUCUUGUAUCGUACCUCAUCCAACAUUUUCCCUUCUCCUAA
Caenorhabditis briggsae is the source of this 666-nucleotide messenger RNA. The transcript has 2 exons. NCBI's taxonomy places the organism in Eukaryota, Metazoa, Nematoda, Chromadorea, Rhabditida, Rhabditidae. Bases 1 to 666 code for a protein of 221 amino acids. The record is from RefSeq and is a predicted model, not a curated record.